AUGCGCGACGACGAAGACGCGUACGAUUUCGAUCCCGCCGACGUCGCGCGCGCGCAGAACGCGCUGCUGCGCGCCGCGCUCGCCGCUCGAAACGACGAAAAGUGCGCCGAGGCGGCGGCGACGUCCCUCGCCCCGUGGGCGCCCACGGAGCCGCGCCGACGCGCCGUCGCCUUCGACGCGUGCGCGCUGUCGUCCUCCGACGUCCUGUACGACCUCGGAUGCGGCGAUGGGCGCGUGCUCGUGGACGCCGCCAAGGCGAGGGGCUGCCGCUGCGUGGGCCUCGAGCUCGACGACGCGCUCGUGCGAGACGCGCGCGAACGCGUCGCGCGCGAGAAUCUCGAGGACUUGAUCACCGUGCACAAAGGUGAUCUCACCGCGUUGACCGCCGAGGCGCUGGCGCGCGGCGUGCUCGAUUCACCCGCGCCGACGUGCGCGUUCGCGUGGCUCACGGGCGCGGGCCUGCGUCGACUGUCGCCGACGCUGCGGCGCGCCUGGGAGAUUGGAGAUUUUCGCAUCGUCACGUGCGUCGACGCCCUGGACGCGUGCGUGGACUUCGAGCGCGACGGUGCGUUCGCCGAGCCCGACGAUUCGACGCCGUGGGAGGUUCGGCGCGAUCGCGCCGCCGACUUCGGCGUCUUCGUCGUGCCGAGGCGCGCGCGCGCGCGAGCGUCCGUCGAACGCGCGAAUUGA
Ostreococcus lucimarinus CCE9901 is the source of this 690-nucleotide messenger RNA. RefSeq lists its product with no specific name. Gene Ontology annotation, cellular component: mitochondrion. Lineage: Eukaryota; Viridiplantae; Chlorophyta; Mamiellophyceae; Mamiellales; Bathycoccaceae. Gene Ontology annotation, molecular function: protein-lysine N-methyltransferase activity. The transcript has a single exon. The record is from RefSeq and is a predicted model, not a curated record. Bases 1 to 690 code for a protein of 229 amino acids. Gene Ontology annotation, biological process: positive regulation of proton-transporting ATP synthase activity, rotational mechanism; peptidyl-lysine trimethylation; regulation of mitochondrial ATP synthesis coupled proton transport.